GAGGCGCUCGGGCCGGGCGGGAGCGGUGGCGGCAGGGGCUCUGAGCCCGCAGGGAACACACCGGGAAGGGGAGGCUCCAGUCGGCCGCCGGGACGGAGCCGUGCGGCGUGAAGGAGGAGGCGCUUCCCGCGGUGGGGACGCGGACCCGAGCCGCCCGGCUCUGCCCGCCCGCCCGCUGGCGGGUGGAUGCCAGUGCCGUGACCGCCCCGCGGAGCCGCGCCGCCGGUGGCCGAAGCGAUGCUGCGAGCGGCGGAGCAGCGCUGAGCCCUCGGGGGAGUCCGCGGCGUUAUCGCUGCGCUCCGCGCCGGGGCUGCUCCUGCUGCCGCCGCCGUCUCCUCCUCCUCCUCCCGCCUCGGACCUUCUCCGGUGCCGGAUACAAAAUGGCGGUGCCGUCACGGGCGGGCGGCGGAGCGGCGGCGCUGCUGCUGCUGCUGGGGCUGCUGGGCUCGGCUGCCGCCGGCUGCCCCGCCGGUUGUGUCUGCGGUGAGGAGGUGCUGAGCUGCGGUGGGCUGGCGCUGCCCGCCGUGCCCCGGGACCUGCCCCGCUGGCCGCGGCACGUAAACCUGAGCUACAACAAGUUGACAGAGAUUGAUCCUUCUCCCUUUGCAGAGCUGUCGAACCUCCAGGAAGUGCGACUGAACAACAACGAGCUGACCUCCAUUCCCCCCCUGGGACCUGCUGCCUCCAGCAUCCGCUCCCUCUACCUGCAUCACAACAGGAUCCGCAGCAUUGAAGCAAGUCAGCUGAAGCCCUAUGUUACCCUGGAAGUGUUGGACCUGAGUUUCAAUGACAUAACAGAAAUCCGAAACGGCUGCUUCCCACAGGGACUUCACAUAAAGGAGCUGUACCUGGGGAGCAACAGAAUCAGCACCCUGGAGCCUGGUGCUUUUGAUUCUCUGUCAAGGUCCCUGCUAACACUUCGUCUGAGUAAAAACAGGAUCACUCAGCUUCCUGUCAAGGCAUUCAGGCUACCCAGGCUAAUACAACUGGAGCUGAACCGGAAUCGCAUCCGCCUGAUUGAAGGUCUGACAUUCCAGGGGUUGGACAGCUUGGAAGUCCUGAAACUCCAGCGCAACAACAUCAGCAAACUGACUGAUGGAGCUUUCUGGGGUCUAGCCAAGAUGCAAGUCCUCCACCUGGAGUAUAACAGUCUGACAGAAGUAAACAGUGGUUCUCUCUAUGGUCUUUCAUCUCUGCACCAGCUUCACCUCAGCAACAACUCCAUAUCCCGCAUCAACCCCGAUGGCUGGAGCUUCUGUCAGAAGCUGCACGAGCUAAUACUCUCUUACAACAACCUGACCAGGCUGGAUGAGGGAAGCCUGGCAGACCUUGGGGGACUUCACGUGCUACGACUGAGCCAUAAUUCCAUCAAUCAUAUUGCAGAAGGUGCCUUCAAGGGACUCAAAAACCUGCGUGUCCUGGAACUGGACCACAACGACAUCUCAGGCACCAUAGAAGACACCAACGGAGCCUUUACAGGCCUGGAAAACCUGAGCAAGCUAACUCUGUUUGGAAACAAGAUCAAGUCAGUGGCCAAGAAAGCCUUCUCAGGGUUGGAGGCCCUGGAGCACCUGAACCUGGGGGAUAACGCCAUCCGCUCCAUUCAAGCAGAUGCUUUUGCCAAGAUGAGGAGCCUGCAGCAGCUCCACAUAAACAGUGACAGCUUCCUCUGUGACUGCCAGCUGAAAUGGCUGCCCCAGUGGUUAGUUGAGAAGGAGCUGCAAUCCUUUGUGGUGGCCACCUGUGCCCAUCCUGAGUCACUAAAAAGCAAGAGCAUUUUUUCCAUCCUGCCAGAGAGUUUUGUGUGUGAUGACUUCCUCAAGCCACAGAUCAUCAUCCAGCCCGAGACAACCGUGGCUGUGCUGGGGAAGGACAUCCGCUUCACCUGCUCGGCCGCCAGCAGCAGCAGCUCCCCCAUGAUGUUUGCUUGGAAGAAAGACAAUGAGAUGCUGCACAAUGCUGAGAUUGAGAACUUUGCCCAUGUGAGGGCAAAAGGUGGGGAGGUGAUGGAGUACACCACCAUCCUGCACCUCCGCCACGUCACCUUCACCCAUGAAGGGCGGUACCAGUGCAUCAUCACCAACCACUUUGGCUCCACCUACUCCAACAAGGCCCGGCUCACUGUUAAUGUAUUGCCUUCCUUUAUCAAAACUCCCCAUGACAUCACCAGCAGGACAGGGACAACAGCACGGCUGGAGUGUGCAGCUGAAGGACACCCUACCCCACAGAUUGCCUGGCAGAAGGACGGGGGCACCGACUUCCCCGCCGCCCGGGAGCGCCGCAUGCACGUCAUGCCCGACGAUGAUGUCUUCUUCAUCACAGAUGUCAAGAUAGAAGACAUGGGUGUCUACAGCUGCACAGCACAGAACUCUGCAGGGUCUGUGCUUGCAAAUGCCACCCUCUCUGUGCUGGAGACACCAUCUUUGAUUCAUCCCCUGGAAGACCACGUAGUGUCUGUGGGUGAGACUGUGGCUCUUCAGUGCAAAGCCACAGGGAGCCCGACUCCCCGCAUCACCUGGCUGAAAGGUGACCAACCCCUGGUGGUGACAGAAAGGCAUCACUUUACCUCUGGCAAUCAGCUGCUGAUCGUCAGGAACGUUGUCUUGGAGGAUGCUGGGAAAUACACCUGUGAAAUGUCCAACACCCUGGGGACAGAGCGUGCACACAGCCAAGUCAGCAUCUUACAGUCCCUUGGCUGUAGGAAGGACCGUACCACGGUGGGCAUCAUCACCAUUGCUGUGGUGUGCAGCAUCGUGCUGACCUCUCUGGUCUGGGUCUGCAUCAUCUACCAAACCAGGAAGAAGAGUGAAGAAUACAGUGUCACCAACACAGAUGAGACUAUUGUGCCUCCUGACGUGCCAAGCUAUUUGUCUUCCCAAGGGACUCUGUCGGAGCGGCAGGAAGCGGUUGUCAGGGGGGACACCCAGCAGCCUAACGGGCACAUUGAUGGCAAUGAUGGUUCAUUUGUUACAGGUAUGUGUCAGACUGAUGCUGGAAGGUGUCCAGAUGUUGAAGCUCCCACUGGAGGUUGUAGACAGCCAAAACUCUGCACUGGGUAUAAUAAAGACACUUGGAAAACUGAAGACGUGGCUGAUGGAAUGCUUGUUCCAGAUAAGACAGGCUAUGGGCUGCCCGUGGUGUGCACUGACUGCAGUGGCAGCACAGACAGCAUGAACGUCCACAUUUACCCCAAGGAGCUGGAGUUCUACUCCGAGAGCCUCAAGACUCUGGAUACCACCUACCCUAAAGCACUGAGCAGCAAGGAGCAGAACAGGAAGAGGGGUGCAGGCACCAGCCUCCUCCAGCCCCAGCCCUGCAAUGGGAUUGCCAGCAGCAAGAGGAUGGAAACUGAUGGCACCCUCUACCCCAGCAACCACGACAGAAUAAGAGCUGUGAGCACCACCAGCCCGCUGCUUGCAGACCAACAAGGCUCUUCACAAGCAGUAACAAAGCCUUUGGAGCUGAACAACCUUAAUUUGGUGAGAGCUUCAGCAGCAGGAGGGUCAUUAAAGCAACUGAACGUGCUUCCUGAAAUUUCCCCAACACUACUGGAUCUGCAGAGUGAAGCAGAAGCAAGGCAGGCCCUCCUGUCCAAUGGCUACACAUCCAAGCCCUGUGACUCCCUUCAGGAGCUGAAGCCACCAAACAGAUCUCUGGACUGAGAGAGGACAGACUGCCAUCUGCAAUUUAACAAACACACUAUUAUUUUUUUUAAUUUUUUUUUUUUUUGCACAGAGUAUAUAUAGGCUACUUACUUCUACCUCAAAAUCUUGAACUGUCAAAGGCAAAUUAACUGAGGUAUGAGAAACAAGCUUGUAUGGGGAACAAACUCCUGUUCGAGCGUCAUCUGUUUGUACAUAGUUUAAAACUUCCCUGAGAAGUAUGAAGCAUUCAAAAGUUGACUUGCAUAUGAAGCACAUAAAUGCAAGGGAUUAUUGUGUAAAGAGAAAAGUAUUUGAUACCAUUGUACAUAAGAGUUUUCAUAUAUAAAUAUAUAUAUAUAAAAAUAUAUAUAUAUAUAUCUUUUACAGAGGCUAUUUUAAUCUUUAGUGCAUGGAAAACUGAGUGAAAUUUUACAAUUUUGGCAAUAUUGUUUUCAAUAUCAGGUUGCUGUUAAACUUUGUGAGACAAAUAAUUCUGGUGCCUUAAAUGCAUAAGCAGAACUUAAAAAAGCCAGACUGUUCCAAAGGGAUUGUCCUCUUUUCAGUGGAAGUUCCCUUAAAUUAAGUAUCAAUUGGGUUACUUAGCACAAAUUUCUUUCCCCUUUGAAAUUUAUUGCACUUACCACAUUUAAACAGAGAUCUUCACCUGUUUCUAAUGAAGCUGAAAAACAUGCAGUGAUAAAUUACAUAGCAACCUGAUUUUUUUUUCCCCAUUGGUGGGAGAACUUAAAUUCCAAAACUUUUCAAAACUGCAUCAAAAUUAGGAUUUGAACUGUGAUCGUGUGAUACGUUACGAGUGGACCACACAAGAGGCACUAAAUAAUUCAGCAACAGCACAGAGCCCCAAAACAACCAGACAAAAAGGCUGUCAUGAUUACUGAGCAGUCCUUACCAAAAUAAAGAAUUCAUGCAGUAAACUGUGGGGUGGUCUCAUAUAUAUUGCACCAUUCAGAAAAAAACAUCAUAGCAGGAGGCGUUCCCUGGCCAGAAACCCUGGUACAGCACAGAUCACCUACAGACUGGUUGCAAACGUUUCCCCUCCCACAUGGAUGCAGCUUUACCUGUGUUCCUGUUCAGCAGGAAUAACCAGUGCCACUACACUGCAUUUUCACACCUCCCAAACACUAACUCUGCUCUGGAGGGGGGGGUUUGAAACCAUAGAGCUGUUUUGACAACAAAACUAAAAUUGCACUCCGAAGCUGACAGCUGUACUGUUAAUUCCUCUGAUAGUUGUGUUUUGGUUUUGGUUUUUUUUUUUUCCCCUGCAACACAAUAUUGUGCUUUCUUGUUGAACACCAUGAACCCCCCCUGCAGCCAGACUCUUUUUAUGAAAAUAUCUGCUUCAAAUGGUUUCUGCUUUGUGUAGCAAUUUUAGGCUAUUCAGAACCAUACUGAUUUAGAAGGGAAACUCUGUAGUUAAAGUUGAAACUACUCUGCUAAUAUCCCAGAUGUUUUUUUUUUAAGUUCAUCCAUAUAUAAGGGGAAAAGAAAUGUCCAUGUUGGUCAAACAGAUCUUUUGUCACUUCUAACUUCACUAUGGUUUCUUACUUAUAGAAAGGCUGCUUUCUGUUGGUGUUGGUACCUGUGGAUGGAGGACUUCCUUCCAGUUACUUGUAAUUUGAGUUCUGCUAACAUGAGGUUGCUAACUCUGGUGAUGACUACUUUGGGGAAAGGUUUAUUUGUGGGUUUUGUAACUUUUUUCCUUAGGAGCAACUCAAACACCCCAAACACCAGUUCCACUGAAGCCGAGUCUGUUGGAAGUCAACCUUUGCUACUACUGUGGCUCAAAAUAAGGGCAGAAACAUUGAAUUUUCUGGUCAGAUCCAUCACUUGGGGAUCUGUCUGAGUGCUACUGUGUCCUGUCCAGCCUUACCUAGAGGAGCCACCAGCUGUAGGGGAAAGACCUCUUGCCUGUUGCCCUGUAGCUGAUGGUGAGUUUCAUUGUAGGCUCUGCAGCUGCCCCAGCCCUUGGAGAAGCACAGAGUAAUUCUGUCAGGUUCCUGUCUGGAUCACCUCCUGACUAUUGCCACGUCUGCACUUUUGAGACAGGUGAUGAAUUACAGAGAUGGAUUUUUUUUUUUCAAGGACACAGGAUGAGGAGCAGUGGUUUCAAGCUGUAAGCAAGCAGAUUCAGAUUAGAUUUUUUUUAGGAAGAAAUCCUUUCCCUCUGAGACAAGGAUCAGGUUGGAUAGGGCUUGGAGCAACUUGCUUUAAUGGAAGGUGUCCCUGCCCCAUUCCAGGGGUUGGAACCAGAUGAGCUCCAAGGUCCUUUCCAACACAAAUCACUCAGUGAUUCUGUGAGUGCCAAGUUUAUUCAAAGCAAAGGAAAUGGAUGUUAGAAAAUUAUAAACUGAGCAUGCAGUUCCCUUCACUCAAGGGAAAAAUAUGCUGCAGGACUGACUCCCAAGGUGAAAACAGUGGAACUGGGGAAGAUGGGAAUGAUUUCACUGACUCAUUGUGCUGGCAGAAAUAGCAUCACCAUUGCAGAUACAAAGCAUAUUUGCCACAUUAACAUUUGAAAAUAAAAGAGUUCCUGAAUAAAGUUAACUGCCUAACAUUAUGACUUCCACUAAAUAUGUGAAUUUGCUGCUUCUAAGAGGCAAUGUGAAAGAGGAAGUAUUACUUUUGUGUACAAAGUUAUUUAUUUAUUAGAAAAUUUGGUACAAUGUUGUACAUUGAAAAAACAUGUAAGAUAUUGAAGUGUCUAACAAAUGGCAUUGAAGUGUCUUUAAUAAAGGUUCAUUUAUAAUAUUACAGCUGUUUUGUUGAGAGUGAGCAUUUGGGAGGUUCAGUUGAAAAAAUUAAAUAAAAUUCUAAUCCAUUGCUCUA
This is a messenger RNA of Calypte anna (Anna's hummingbird), 6491 nucleotides long. It is a transcript of the gene LRIG1, whose product is annotated as leucine rich repeats and immunoglobulin like domains 1. Gene Ontology annotation, molecular function: protein binding. The transcript has 19 exons. The coding region runs from base 381 to 3662 and encodes 1093 amino acids. NCBI's taxonomy places the organism in Eukaryota, Metazoa, Chordata, Aves, Apodiformes, Trochilidae. The record is from RefSeq and is a predicted model, not a curated record.